Messenger RNA from Emiliania huxleyi CCMP1516, 1133 nucleotides. RefSeq lists its product as hypothetical. The transcript is spliced from 7 exons. The record is from RefSeq and is a predicted model, not a curated record. Lineage: Eukaryota; Haptophyta; Isochrysidales; Noelaerhabdaceae. The coding region runs from base 621 to 1133 and encodes 170 amino acids.
UCCACGCUCACGCUCCGACCGGACCUCCCGGCUGCGCGCCUGCACUGCUCGCGCGGCGAGGCUGACGAGCGCCGCUGGCAAGCAUCGCGCCGCCCGACUGCUCCUCGAUGCCGCGCUGAGGGCGCGCCAGGCGGCGACGAGUCGCGGCGAGCUGCUGGUUGUGGCUCGGGCGCUGCUCCGCGCCGUCGCCUGCGCGCGUGGCGAUGCUCCCCUGCAGCGGAGCGCGAGGGAGCGGCUCGCGCUCCUCCUCUGCCAGGAGGGGCUGGCGUCGGAGGCGGGACUCGAUGCGCUCCUCGCUCGCGGCGGCUACUCGCACCGCCUCGCCUCGCACUGCCUGAGGUACGAGGAGGAGGAGCCCGCGCCGAGCGCCGCCGGCCGUGCGGCGGCUAUGGCGUGGCACUGCCUCGCCCGGCCCGUGCCACCGCCUGUGCCACCGCCCGGCGGAGGAGCUAGAGGAGGAGCCUUCGUGGCGUGCCUCGAAGGCGCGUUGCCCCGUGGAAUGGUGGGCAGGCGUCCGGCUCGCCUCGCCCUUCUUCUCGUACGUGCACUCGCUGCGAGGCCCGCCCGCCUCCGGCCUCGACCGCGCUAUCCGGCGGCUGCAGCGGCUCGCCGCGGCGGCGAUGCCCGAGGUGGCCGAGGCGGGUCACGCAGAGUGGUGGGCGCACUGCCGACCGCACGCCACGGGGCACCAGAUGCACUUUGACUCGGCGGACGAGGGGCGCGGCGCCAGAGGGCCGCGGCACCCGCUCGUCUCGUGCGCCCUCUUCCUCACCUCGUCCGCCGGCGUGGUGCCCGGCCGCGGGGCGAGGGGCGGCGCCGCCCGCGUCUCGCUGAUGGUCGCCUUCUGGCCCUCGCUCGAGGCGAGGGAGGCGGCGGAGCCAAGCGCGGCGAGGCCCUUUCCGUACGGCGGUGCGCCAGAGUGGGCUCCUCUCUUCGACUGGCCUGAGGAGGAGGACGGGGAUGGCGCCACGGGGGGCGGAGGGGGUGAGAGCGAGGGCCGGGAAGGUGACUCGACCCGUCCGGCGCCGCUCCGGCUCGUCUCCCCGAUCUGGCAAUCUGUGCAGGGAGGGGGAGCGCCAGCGGCGGGGCUGCGCCGGAUGCCUCCGUACGAGGCCUGCUUUCAGGGCUUCUAA